Messenger RNA from Medicago truncatula (barrel medic), 1179 nucleotides. Its product is annotated as putative F-box protein PP2-B12. The coding region runs from base 48 to 953 and encodes 301 amino acids. NCBI's taxonomy places the organism in Eukaryota, Viridiplantae, Streptophyta, Magnoliopsida, Fabales, Fabaceae. The transcript is spliced from 3 exons. Gene Ontology annotation, molecular function: protein binding. The record is from RefSeq and is a predicted model, not a curated record.
AAUUCCAGCUCUAUACUUUUUGUUGAUAAGUGAAAAGCAAAAGAAGAAUGGGAGCCUUUGAAGAAUUGGCGGAAGGAUGCAUUGCCGCCGUACUCUGUCGUACGACUCCUGUUGACGUCGGCAGGCUCUCUCUUGUCUCCAAGACUUUCCGUUCUGCCGCCGACUCCGAUGAAAUCUGGGAUCGUUUUCUCCGUUCUGAUCCCCUACUCAUAGCCGAUAUCAUCUCACAGUUUCCUUCCCUUGCCAACGCUCCCACCAAAAGAGCAUUCUAUCUAGCCCUCUCUAAUCAUCCUAUCCUCACUCGUGAUGGUCGAAUGAGCGUUCAAUUGGACAGAAAGAGUGGAAAAAAGUGUUACAUGCUUGCUGCUAGAUCUCUCUCUUUUGGUUGGGCUGGCGUUGCUUGGGAAGAUUUUGAGCAAAAUCGUAACUGGACUUCUAUGCCGGAUUCCAGGUUCCCUGAAGUUGUUGAGAUUCUUAAUGUGUGUCGGCUUAAAAUUCGUGGAAAGAUAAACACCCGUGCCUUGUCCCCGAAUACUACAUAUGCAACUUAUCUUGUGUUCAAGAUGAUUGAUGGCUUUGGUUUUGGGGUGAAGAACUAUCCUGUGGAAUUAUCGUUUGGUGUAGCAGGUGGUCACACUAGAACCAAAAUUGUCAUUUUGGUGGAUCCAAACGUGAAAUGUAGGCGGAUCAACAAAAUAUUAGGUAGUCAGGACAACAAAGCAUUUAGAUUGCAACAACCUAGAAUGAGAAGUGAUGGGUGGUUGGAGACUGAGAUGGGAGAGUUCUUCAAUUCAGGCUUAGAAGAUGAAGAAGUCCAAAUGAGUAUUACUGGGAUAAAGGAUGGUUAUACUUGGAAGAGAGGUUUCUUUGUUGAAGGAAUAGAAGUUAGGCCCAAGGAAGAUAAUAAUCAAUAUAAACUAAACUAUGGAGGGGUCUUGUGUCUUGGAUGGUAGAAUAGUGCCUAAACUAGAACAAGCAAAUGAAGUUUGACAAAUCUUUGCCAUCAAGAUGUUUGAUGGCCAUAUACAAAUAUGUUGAGAAUAAAUACCCACAUCUCUUGAAUUUGACAGCUCUUUAUUGUUUUAGUUGUUGCUCUUGGGUACCAAUUUUGUUUUGAAAUGAUUCAUUCUCUUAUCAACACAGUUCCCUAUCCCAUUUAAGAACAAAUUACCAACGCAA